AUGUGUUCAAGUAACCAGCUCGGGCAUCCUUUGCACUGGAGUGUUCGUAGUGCAUAUACGGCAAACACGGCUCUUCAUUACUUCACCUCUUGGGAUGCUACGAAGGCUGGUGACGUCUCACGAUUGCACUACGUCUUUUCGAAUGGCACAAUUUUGGAAAUACGUAACUUGGAUCUAGCCUUUUGGGAGUACGUACCUGGUAUCCGGUUUUUGAAACCAGAUGCCAUUACCUAG
Messenger RNA from Pseudocercospora fijiensis CIRAD86, 234 nucleotides. RefSeq lists its product as uncharacterized. NCBI's taxonomy places the organism in Eukaryota, Fungi, Ascomycota, Dothideomycetes, Mycosphaerellales, Mycosphaerellaceae. The record is from RefSeq and is a predicted model, not a curated record. The coding region runs from base 1 to 234 and encodes 77 amino acids. The transcript is spliced from 5 exons.